UGAUUUGUCAGGCCUGUCCUCGAUUCUGAAUCCACGUGAGGUUUCGGAAGAAUGUCAUACGGCGACAUCGGACUCCGGUUCGUAUUAGCUCAAGGCUCUGGGCUGCUGAUUUGGGUUUCAGCGCCUCAAACGUGGUUCAUCUAAAUUGCGGGCAGAUUCUGCGUAGAGUCAUCGUUCGCAGCACGGGAUUGGAGAAUGACAGAAACGAGCGGGAUGGAAUUGGAGAUUCCGAUUUUCGUUUUGUGAAUGGCGUGGACAGCAUUCACCCGUCCAAGUGGGUGAGUUCACGACUAGAUGACGAGUAAUUUCAGAUGUAGAAGUUCGAAGCUUGGAGGAGGUGGUCACGAAAACGGUCGAUGUGGUUGUCCAGGAGAACGCAGGAAUGGAUAGCUGGUGGCAGCAAGAAAUUGCGUUUUUUUCAUUUCCGAGUGGCGCGAGGAAUGUGGACCACUCGGUAAUCCAAGAGACUGCGGCUUGCCUAGAAAAAGGGCGGCGAAUCGAAUUUCUCCGGCUUUUGUGCCAAAUGUAGUAGGGCAGAAAGAAUGGAACCAUCAAAGAGGAAAGCCGAAUCUCGUAAACCACCGAAGGGUGGGUUCAAGAAGUCCCGCACCAGGGGAAGCAGAGAUGGUGGAAAGAGCUUCGACGGUACGGACACCACUGAUCAAUUCGAAGAUAAGUGGAAGAGAGGCGUUGAUGAGGUCGUUGACUCAAGACUUUGGGUACAGAAACAUUCUCCGGUCAGCGAAAAAGACUUGGCAGUUCACAAGCGAAAGGUGGCUGAAGUGAGGGAGUGGAUCGAAGAGCAAGUGCAAGACCCUCCCGAGUCCCACAGUCGAGUGCUGGUCUUAACCGGCCCCGCAGGCGUUGGGAAAACGGCAGUCGUGCUCACGUUAGCAAAAUCUAUGGAUCUCGAGUUGCUGGAGUGGACAACCCCAACGCCAACUCUGUGGAAUGAAUUUUCACAUCAUGCUGCUACAGGGGCACCUUACAUGUCGAAAAUUGAUGAGUUCGAGGUCUUCAUAGAGAAGGCAAGGAAAUUUGUGUCACUUCCAACUUCAUCAUUAAGCUCUUCAAUUCGACCUCAGACAAAGUCCUCAGGGUUGACAAAGCUAGGCGCUUCAAAGAAACGGACCAAAUUACUACUGAUAGAUGACCUUCCCAACGUCCACGACAAAGCGCAUCGUCAGCGUUUAUCAAGGACCCUGCAUGGUCUUGCAGUUUCUUCAAGGUUUCCAACGGUUGUGGUCAUUACGGACGCAAUUGGCAUAGCUGAAUACCAAGAAGAUAGAAAGGUUGUAACGAGUGAAAUCAUUCAAGCUCUGGAAAGAGGAGGAGCAAAAAAGGUUGCAUUCAACCCGAUCACCGUUAAUGCUAUUUUGAAGGUCCUGAAGAAAGUGCAACUUAUUGAGAAGUCCAAGGCUCCGCUCGAGAGUUUAACCUCUAUAGCUGAGAACUGUUUGGGCGAUAUUCGGCAAGCUUUGGCAUCCCUACAGUUUCUUUGCCUUGGUCUUGAUUCACGUGCUCCACGUAGUUCGAACUGGGACCCCGGAGGUGGUGACGCUUGGAGUUUUGAAACCAAAUUGCCAUCAAACGAUUGUAAAGCGCUUACUCAAAGUAAUGUCCCCGAGACGCCAACUUUAGGGGAUCGAGACUUGAGUUUGUCCCUUUUUCAUGCCCUGGGAAAAAUCUUGCACAACAAGAGGUUCAAUGAUGUGCUGGCUCCUACAAAUGAUUGUGAGAAGCUUAGGCUGAAAGAGGAGUAUCGCAGAAAUCCAUUGAAAAUGGCGGAGCCUGAAGUUGUUUUAUCUCAGGCAUACGCAGAAACAGCCACAGUAGCUGCGUUUCUUCAGGAGAAUGUUUUGCAGUUUGUGGAUGAGGAAGCUACGGAUGAUGUAGCGUCUAUAUCAUCAUACCUGAGCGACGCAGAUUGUUUGCUUGGUGGAGAAGGAAGUAUGCGUUCCAGGCGUGGUGCUCUAAACUUUUCUGACGUCGAGCCUUCUCAGGUGGCAUACGCCGCCGCCAGUUCUGUAGCUGCCCGUGGAGUUCUCUUCUCCAAUGUCCAUCCCGCUCCUCCUAGGUGGCAGAGUCUUCGAGCACCCUUUCUUUGGCAAGUGGAACGCCAAAGGAAUCGGAAAAAGAUUGAGAUCUCCUCGGAUGCCUUGUCCGGUAUGUUUCCUACUAUACAUGUAAGUAGUUCAGUUCUAGCCACGGAGGUGUACCCUUAUAUUCAAAAACUGCCCAGGCAGUCUAGCAGUAUAUGGCAUGCUACAGAAAUCUAUGAGCAUAUAUGUGCGGAGCCUCUCAUCCCAGAUGAAGAUGAAAUGGAGCUGGAUACCAUGGCCGACGACGCGAAACCCGUCAAACAGAAUAGUUUUGUUCUUGAGUCAAUUGAUUCAGAAAUGGACAUAGAAGAUGAAAUAGAGGAAUGGUAAAACACCACGUACUUGUACAUAAUUUUUUAAACUUAUAUAUACAAGGAGUCAUGUGUCUGGAGC
Marchantia polymorpha subsp. ruderalis is the source of this 2495-nucleotide messenger RNA. Lineage: Eukaryota; Viridiplantae; Streptophyta; Marchantiopsida; Marchantiales; Marchantiaceae. The record is from the annotation of a GenBank genome assembly.